Opisthorchis viverrini is the source of this 390-nucleotide messenger RNA. RefSeq lists its product as hypothetical. NCBI's taxonomy places the organism in Eukaryota, Metazoa, Platyhelminthes, Trematoda, Opisthorchiida, Opisthorchiidae. The transcript has 2 exons. The record is from RefSeq and is a predicted model, not a curated record. Bases 1 to 390 code for a protein of 129 amino acids.
AUGUGGGAAGGAUGCAAUUUGCCAAACCGUAGUCGGCCAACCAAUACGUCGAUGAAUUUAAAUCCGGGAGCUGUGAUACAAACUGUGAGCUCCCACCUCGAUCGUUGUGAGUGGCGAGAAAUACAGCCGAAACUUCGAAUGACUACUACGGUUCUUGACAGAGAGAACAGACUGUCCACUGUUGCAGCUGAAGACGGCGGACAUCAGAGCUACCAUCACACCCACUACUACAAACUGACACAGAGACAACCGAUCCGGCCAAGCCCAGCACUGCUACGACUAGAAGCGAUCAGCGAAUUGCAAGCGGACACGACGUUCCAGAACAGCAGUGAUCGAGCUGGACAACCAUACAUGACAAACAGAGAUGCUUACUGUGGUCUAGUCCAGUAA